Seminavis robusta is the source of this 699-nucleotide messenger RNA. The record is from the annotation of a GenBank genome assembly. Lineage: Eukaryota; Bacillariophyta; Bacillariophyceae; Naviculales; Naviculaceae.
AUGGCAGAAUCGUUGCAUUCACAAGUCAGUAAAAACGACAGGGAUACCCAUGUAAAAAUUCCGGUGGAUUGCAUAUCAUUGGAAUGCAACCAAGGAAAAGGCGCAGCCCUGGCAAUGGGGAUCCGUCACAUAUCUGCACAAACUUCCUCCACGACGGAUAUCUACAAUUCGCUGGUUCUCAUUGCUGAUGCCGAUGCCAGUGCUGAUAUCACCUGCCUGGAUGACUUGUACAAAGCGCUACAAAAACUGACAAUGCAACCGAGUAGCCCAGACGUUCAAUUCACGGUGCCAGCAUUGGUAGUAGGUCGACGCAUUUAUAAUGAUGAUAGUCAAGUGUCUCCAAGUCGAGUGAUCCUGCGAUGGGGAUUCCGAACGGCGGUGCGGAUCCUUUGUGGAGACUUGGGAGUUUCGGAUACCCAGUGUGGAUUCAAGCUCAUGACGUUGUCAGCUGCUGAAAAGCUGUACCACGAGCUCAAUUUGCAAGGUUGGUCACAUGAUGUCGAGGUUCUUCUCAGAGCAAAGCUCUGUCGUUUUCUUGUGACGGAACAUAAUGUACGAUGGCAGGACAAGGAGGGCUCUAAACUGGUAACAUCUGCUGGGGGUACUGUUGGUGCCAGUCUUCAAAUGCUAUGGGAGAUUGCUCAAUUGAGACUGAGCUACUCUCUUGGGAUUUGGAAUUUCAGCUACGAUAGUGAUUGA